Messenger RNA from Phytophthora sojae, 498 nucleotides. RefSeq lists its product as hypothetical. The coding region runs from base 1 to 498 and encodes 165 amino acids. The transcript has a single exon. The record is from RefSeq and is a predicted model, not a curated record. Lineage: Eukaryota; Oomycota; Peronosporomycetes; Peronosporales; Peronosporaceae.
AUGCGUUGGUUUACUUGGGCUGUACUCACAGUCUUGGCUGCCGUCCUGGCUGCCAGCAACGCUACCUCUCUCGAUCUUGGCCAGAACACAGCGGCGGAUACAACUUCAGACUCGCAAAACGAUAGCGACGCCUAUGGCAAGCGAUAUUUAGCUGGCGUGGUUGAUUCACCGCAAGUCGACUACGUCAAAGAAGAGCGCAACGUGCUUUCUUCGGGGGUCUCAACUUUGAUCAGCAAAUUGAAGAGAAGUGUCCGUAAGCUGAAGCUGCACUACGAGGACUUGCGGAAGAAGAGGUUCUUGACCAAGAUGGAAGUCAUGUUCAAGGCGGGUACGACGCCCGAAAAACUGGCUGAUCUCUACGGGUCCACUAAAAAGGUCAAGCUGCAGACCGAGUUCAGGCAGUUCUACAAGUGGAGGUCGGGCUGGACGGAGCAAGCGCAAAAAUAUCCGAAACCAGGAAACCUGAAGGCAAUUCCAAAGUUGGAGCGCCUUGGUUAA